This is a messenger RNA of Triticum turgidum subsp. durum (durum wheat), 369 nucleotides long. Lineage: Eukaryota; Viridiplantae; Streptophyta; Magnoliopsida; Poales; Poaceae. The record is from the annotation of a GenBank genome assembly.
AUGGUGGACAUGUGGAUGGAGGUGGAGGCCCAGCAGUACCACCCGGCCAUCUCGCCGGUGGUGUUCGAGUGCAUCAUCUUCCCCGUCAUGCGCGGCGCCAAGACGGACCAGAAGGUCGUCGACGAGAGCCUGAAGAGGCUGCGGGGUGUGCUGGGGACGUACGAGGAGCGCCUGUCCAGGAGCAGGUACCUGGCCGGGGACUCCUUCAGCUUCGCGGACCUCAACCACUUCCCCUUCACCUUCUACUUCAUGGCCACCCCGUACGCGGCCCUCUUCGACGAGUACCCCAGGGUGAAGGCCUGGUGGGAGGACCUCAUGGCCAGCCCCUCGGUCGAGAGGGUCUGCGCCAAUAUGCCUACCAAGUUCUAG